This is a messenger RNA of Helicoverpa zea (corn earworm), 1718 nucleotides long. RefSeq lists its product as uncharacterized. The coding region runs from base 113 to 1513 and encodes 466 amino acids. The transcript is spliced from 2 exons. The record is from RefSeq and is a predicted model, not a curated record. Gene Ontology annotation, molecular function: nucleic acid binding; RNA-DNA hybrid ribonuclease activity. NCBI's taxonomy places the organism in Eukaryota, Metazoa, Arthropoda, Insecta, Lepidoptera, Noctuidae.
UUCAAAAUUAUCCGGUAUUCACCAUAUAAAUUAUCUAAUCAAAAGAUGCGAACGAGUCAUCUCCAUUUUGAAAGCUCUUUCUGGGGUCUGGUGGGGGGCACACCCCUUCACUAUGAAAUUAAUUUAUAAUGCUUUAGUCCGUAGCAUUCUGGAUUAUGGGUCACACUUGGUGAUUCCUGGUAACAAGGGUGCCUUGGCCGGCUUAGAUAGGAUCCAAUCUCAAUGCCUCCGGAUCAUCACAGGAUGCAUGAAGUCGUCGCCUAUUAACGCCUUACAGGUCGAAUGCGCUGAACCUCCUUUAGCCCUGAGACGUCAGUACCUUGCUUCCCGUUUUUUGUCCAGGGUUAUUCCUAAAUCAUCCCACCCUCUCAUCCCAAAACUCAGAGAGCUUGACACUCUUUGUCACAGCUCAAAAUAUUGGGAACAUAAAGAAAUCCCCUUAUUCCUGAAAGCAUUCCGAUUUUUUCAAAAUUUAGAAUCUCCUUUUGCAUCACAUCCCAGGCUUCCUUUAUUUAAUUAUCCCUAUGAUGUACUUUGCUUUACUCCUAAUAUAUUUUACAAUAUUGGCAUAUCUAAAAACUCCCCAUCGGCAAAUUCGACCUUUAAUGCGGUUUUGGGUGAACGAUGGUCUGGGUUUCAAAGGUUCUUCACGGAUGCUUCCAAAUUGAAUGACGGUUAUACUGGAGCCGCGGUUUAUUACCAGAACUCGAAAAUUAUUAUGAAAUUCAGAUGCCCAAAGGAGUCUUCUAUAUUUACAGGCGAGUGCGUGGCAUUAUUGGAAGCUUGUCACUUUAUAGAGUCCCAUGAGAUCAACUUCGGAGUUAUCUUUACUGACUCCCUUAGUUGCCUCCAAGCCCUAUCCCAGAAUCCCUUUAGAUCUAAACUCCAUUGUCCUAUUGUCCUAGAUAUCAAAAAGUCCCUUUUCUCUUGCACUCGGCAAGAGAAAGUUGUCCACCUAGUUUGGAUUCCCAGUCAUUGCGGUAUAACGGGAAAUGAAUGUGCCGACGCAUUGGCUAAAGAUGCAUGCACAUCUGAAUCAGCGGACCUUGCACACUUCUCCCUUCAAGGGCAUGACCUACUAAACGUACCUAAAUUGAGUCUUGAGACCUCGUGGCAGGAAUGGUGGAAUAUCUCCAGCAGAAAGAAGGGUAGUUCGUACUACGCUAUCCAACCGGCAGUAAAAUCGAAACCGUGGUUUACUCGUUUUAAAAAAUACCCUAAACAGGUUAUUUCGGUUCUAUGCAGGAUACGUUUAGGACAUUGUUGUACUCCGGUCUUCUUGCGCAAAAUUCGGGUGCAGGACUCAUCUCUCUGCGAGUGUGGACUGGAUGAGGGUUCCCUGGACCAUAUAUUUUUUAAUUGUCCCAAUAACUCAUCUUUUGAUUUAUAUGGUCGUCUCCAAAAACUGAAGAUUCCUCUCCCUACUAAUUUCCGUUCCCUCUUAACUUACUCCUGUCCAGAACUGCUCCAGGCGCUAUUGAUGUCCAUCCAUCGUAAUAAUAUUAAAUUAUAAACUCUGGCCUAUCUAUUUAGACCACUGUUUGUAUAAAUGUGUGCCGUCCUACUAACACGAUAAGUUACACAAGUUUGACUACAACAUCAACUUAAUUUUGUUUUUUUGUCAAUCACAAGCACUACUUGCUUCUCCUUCCACUUGUCAUUGGCAGAAUCGUCGACGUUUGCAUCGACAUGGAUUGCCAUAAAUAAAAAUAGAAUAG